Aspergillus mulundensis is the source of this 585-nucleotide messenger RNA. RefSeq lists its product as uncharacterized. Bases 1 to 585 code for a protein of 194 amino acids. The transcript has 2 exons. The record is from RefSeq and is a predicted model, not a curated record. Lineage: Eukaryota; Fungi; Ascomycota; Eurotiomycetes; Eurotiales; Aspergillaceae. Gene Ontology annotation, molecular function: structural constituent of chromatin; DNA binding; protein heterodimerization activity. Gene Ontology annotation, cellular component: nucleosome.
AUGGCUCCAAGAGGACGAAAGCCGGCAUCGGCAGCUACCGGAAGCUCCAAAACCACAGUCUCAUCGGGCAAGACAGCAUCAACAGCCGCCUUAGGCACCUCCCCCUCUGCCUCAAAGGUGACAAAGAGCUCCAAAGCACCCGGAGUGAAAGCCUCAGGGUCAGGAGCGGGAGCAAAGCCAGGAUCCAAGGGAGGCAAGCGACCAAGGAAAUCAACAGAUGGGCAACCCGGUGUGCAACCCGGCGAUCCAACCCCCAAAGGCCGCCGCCACCGCUACAAACCCGGCACCGUUGCGCUGAAAGAAAUCCGCAAGUACCAACGCUCCUACGACCUGCUUCUCCGCAAACUGCCCUUUGCGCGCCUCGUCCGUGAAGUCGCGCUCGAUAUGCUCCCUGCCGAUGUCGGGUCCCAACUGCGAUGGCAGUCGCAUGCAAUCCAAGCGCUUCAGGAAGCUGCUGAAGCGUUCUUGGUUCACUUGUUCGAGGACACGAAUCUUUGCGCUAUCCACGCGAAACGAGUUACUAUUAUGCAGAAGGAUAUUCAGCUUGCAAGGAGGAUUCGUGGGGCUUGGGGCGGUCUUGGUUAA